AUGUUGGAUACGGACUAUAAGAAGGCUCAAAAAUUUGAGAGGGGAUUAGAUUUGGAUGUGUUUGAUCGAGUAGGCAUCCUGAAGUUGCCUACUUAUGUGGAAGUAUUUGAUAGAGCAUUGAUGGCAGAGGCCACUCUAGCAGCAAAGAAACAAGUUAAAGCUCUAACAACGGAAUGGAGAGGAAAGAGACGCGGCUUCAAUUUCAGAAAGGGUCGGUCAUUUUCAAAGAAGCAAAACACGAGAUCCUCCAGUAGCUCGAGUCAGAGUAAUGGAACUAUUCCAGUUUGCCCUGAUUGUAGAAGAAAGCAUAAAGGAGUGUGUUACCAUGCAUCAGGAGCCUGUUACCGGUGUGGCAAGGUUGGCUAUAUAAUGAAAGAUUGUCCACUUGGGGCCGAGAAUGCCAAUCACCCCGCAGAAAGUUUGGCCAGAUCUGCUUCUGUAACAAGGUCAAAUGUUAGAACUAAUGUCAGAGGUAACACUGGAAAUGUGACGUUAAGGCAAUGGAGAGUAUUCGCACUGGUGCCUGGAGACGUACAGAACACCGAGUCUGUGGUGUCAGGUAUAAUUUCCAUCUAUCCUCAAAAUGCGUAUGUCUUGAUAGAUUCUGGUUCUUCACAUUCGUUUGUGUCGCGUGCCUUUUCUCGAAAACUGACUAGACCUUUAGAACCCAUGAAUUAUUUAUUGUUUGUAUCUAUGCCAUUCUGGGGCUCUAUGGUAUGCGCUUAUGUUUAUCUAGCAUGUGAUAUUGUGAUUGGUGAUAUGAUAUUGUAUGUUGAUUUAUUACCUUUGGGAAUUGAUCAUUUUGACUACAUAUUGGGUAUGAAUUGCGUAGUUCCUCCCCCGUAUUUGAUUUCUGCCAUGAAAGCUAUUAAACUGCUUAGGAAGGGGUGUAUGGGCUAUAUGUGUUAUGUUUUGACUGAGACUUCUGAUUGUUCUAAUGUGGAAACUAUUCUUGUUGCUUGUGAAUUUUCUAAUGUGUUCCCGAUAGAAUUGCCUGGAGACUUAAUUGAUAAAGAAAUUGAAUUCACCAUCGAUGUACUACCUGGAACACAACCAAUAUCCGAAACCCAUACAGAAUGUCAACUUCUGAAUUGA
This is a messenger RNA of Camellia sinensis, 1095 nucleotides long. RefSeq lists its product as uncharacterized. Gene Ontology annotation, biological process: proteolysis. Gene Ontology annotation, molecular function: zinc ion binding; aspartic-type endopeptidase activity; nucleic acid binding. The record is from RefSeq and is a predicted model, not a curated record. Lineage: Eukaryota; Viridiplantae; Streptophyta; Magnoliopsida; Ericales; Theaceae.